This is a messenger RNA of Talaromyces proteolyticus, 4569 nucleotides long. Its product is annotated as putative DNA polymerase zeta catalytic subunit. The coding region runs from base 1 to 4569 and encodes 1522 amino acids. The transcript has 2 exons. The record is from RefSeq and is a predicted model, not a curated record. Gene Ontology annotation, cellular component: nucleus; zeta DNA polymerase complex. Gene Ontology annotation, molecular function: DNA-directed DNA polymerase activity; DNA binding; nucleotide binding. NCBI's taxonomy places the organism in Eukaryota, Fungi, Ascomycota, Eurotiomycetes, Eurotiales, Trichocomaceae. Gene Ontology annotation, biological process: double-strand break repair via homologous recombination; error-prone translesion synthesis.
AUGGAGCCAUUCCGGGUCCGUCUGAAUUGCGUUGAUUACUACCAGGCUACUCCCACUGAAUUUGAUCCUCGUGUUCCUUUUGGUAAUGGCGUAGCGCAGUCAACUCAUAGGCCAAAGGUGCCAGUCAUUCGCGCCUUUGGAUCAACGGAAACAGGCCAAAAAGUCUGUGCUCAUAUCCAUGGCGCAUUUCCAUACCUCUAUAUUGAAUAUCGUGGCGGCCUUGGGACAGAUGAAGUGAGAAAUUCCAUCCGUAACCUGCACGGCUCCAUCGACCAUGCUAUGGCAAAUAGCUAUCGUCAGAAUGCGUACGACGGGAAAACAGCAUACGUCGCGCACAUAUCUCUUGUCAAGGGGGUUCCAUUCUAUGGCUUUCAUGUUGGAUAUCGCUUCUAUUUCAAGAUAUAUCUCCUAAAUCCAUUCAAUAUUACUCGGCUGGCCGAUCUCCUGCGGCAAGGUGCUAUCAUGAAACGUCCCUUGCAACCUUAUGAAAGCCACUUACAAUAUAUCCCUCAAUGGAUGUGUGAUUAUAACUUGUACGGAUGCGCUUACAUGGAGUGUGAAAAUUUUAAGUUUCGACACCCAGUUCCUGAUUAUCUCGAGCUGCCUAGUCUAGACCAUCGAUGGCAUGACCGGUCAAUACCCGAAGGCAACAUAUCUAGCGAGAUGGUCCUUCCGAGGCAGAGUCAUUGUACAUUGGAAGUUGACAUUUGUGUUCAGCAUAUCCUCAACCGAACUAUCAUUAAAGAAAGGCCAUUGCAUCAUGACUUUGUUGAGCGGGGGCAUCCGGUAUCCGCUGACGAAAAACUUGUUCACAGUAUGGCAGGCUUGUGGCAGGAUGAAAUGCGCAGGCGCAAGCGAAAAUUAGGAAUAGAAAACACCGCAAGCAACCCAUUUUCGGCGGAAGAACUGGUCUCCAUGUCUGCAAGUCCGAGAGACCAGGAAAAAAUUCUCUGGAUACACGAAGAGGAGUUUCGAGAGAAACUACACAACCUGGCGACAGAAGAAGGCAAGGACAAGGCUGAACCUGUAUUCUUUGAUGGUUUUGUGAAGAAGGACGCUGCCCAGAAUGCUGUGCAAUCUGCCUUGGAAAGUGUGGAAGACCUUUACCCCCAGAAACUGGACCGGGUCAGCUCUGAAUUGGGAUUCCCAAUCCUUAAAAAUGCCACAAACGGAGAUUAUAGCGAUGGAACGACUUUUUAUAAUGAUUUUGACGACAGCAAUGAACAUCAAAACACUAGCGAAGAAUCGGAGACUGAGUUUGUGGAUAUCUUAGGUGCACCCAUCCAAGAUUUGCGGGGUAGUACUUUCCAAACGGAUGACGAAUUUACAGACUCACUUGCAGAUAAAAACACAAUAACCGCUGGAGCUAAUGGACGGUUAUCAAAUAGAGAAAGCCAUGCACAGAAUGGGCCAUAUCAUGGUGAACUAAACACAAGCUCCGAGGGCUUUCGCAAACGAACAGCGAAGGAAGAUAUCUGUAGUGAAAACGAGGGGAAACGCCUAAAGCACAUUGAAAAUGGCCCAACACACGAACUUGCAGCUCCACAAAGAGAUGACUACUUUUCCUCGUUUGAUAUGACAACGGCCUUGGGAGAUGACGCCCAGGACGCUGAUCGCAUUGGCCCUGACGAUACAUCCCAGACUAAUUCACAGGAUGAACUAUCAUAUUCCCAAAGAAUAGGCCAAGGCAACUCUGGCAUUCAAAGCCAACGUCUAUCCUUUCCAGUGGUUAAGCAUCCCAACGACCCUAAUACCUUGCUGCGUUUCAGUCAGAGAAGCGGUCUAUCUAAGGAAAAUUCGGAACUGUCCCAAGUUAUGGAAGACCAUGAUUCUAGUCAGAAAAACAGUAUGGAUAAGCUAUUUUCCGAGCAUAAAUCAACAAGCAGCGCUACUGUGCCCUGCCGAAAUUCUCAGGUUGAUAUGUUCAUGUCCAAUGUCCGCGACGCCUUUGAUAUCCCCGAAGAUCGUCUAUUAUUGUGUUAUCGCUACCAGUGUCCAGCACCUAGCGAGAUUGCGACCACAAUUAGUCCUUCAGUCGUUUACCAAAGAGCAUAUUAUAGCGACGAGAGCGAUGUUCCUGAGAAACAGCGGGAGUAUGCGGGACGAGAAUUUCGUUUAGCGAGUAACACAUUACAAUUUCUUCCCGAAUUCGAUAGACAAGGAACCUCAGUUCAUCUAUACGCCGAAAGGAUUCCCCCUAUUACGGAUCCCGAUGAACAGCGGAGAAAUGACCAAAGGCUCCGUGAGUUAUCUUCUGCCAGGGUAUGGGAGUUUGCACAAGUUCCGCCGACCAGGGCCGAAGUCGUCGACUGGCUCGAAAACGAAAGAAAAAAAGAGCAGUAUAGCAUUGCUAAAUCUAAGUCAAAAAAGUCCCCCACAAAGCCCGAUUUGUUAUCACAGAUUGAAGGCGCGACACAAAAGAACCCACAUGGGUUCAGGUAUUCUCAGAAGCAACGGUCGACUAGUGUGAAACAUCAAACGCAAUACAUGAGUGUCAUGGGUUUGGAAGUGCACAUUAAUACCCGCAAGGACCUCUCACCAGACCCAAAGGAGGAUGAGAUAGCAUGCGUUUUCUGGAGCCUUCAAUCAGACGAUGAAGAUUUGAUUAUCGACAGCAGUAUUGAUGGCAUGCAGUUGGGAUUAAUUAACCAACCAGGCCAUAUAUUAGAGCCAGUGACCAAGUCACUGACGAUUGAAGUGCAGACCGAAGCCUCGGAAUUGGACCUUAUAACUCGUCUUGUUGAUAUUGUACGCUCAUAUGAUCCGGAUAUUUUGACGGGCUACGAAGUACAUAAUGGCUCAUGGGGUUAUCUUAUUGAAAGGGCGCGAUUGAAAUACGAUUACGACUUGUGUGAUGAACUAUCCCGAGUCAAGUCUCAGGGGCAUGGCAGAUUUGGGAGAGACAGUGAUCGAUGGGGAUUCAACACUACAUCUACGAUCCAGGUGACGGGGCGACACAUGAUCAAUAUCUGGAGAGCUAUGAGGAGUGAGCUUAACUUACUUGGGUAUACUAUGGAAAACGUCGUGUUUCAUCUGCUGCAUAGACGUAUCCCGCAUUACCAUUUUAGUGAUCUCACAAAGUGGUAUACUGGGGGCAAACCCCGUGAGGUGAUGAAAGUCAUCAAUUACUUUCUCUCUCGUGCACAAAUGGAUUUGGAGAUCCUUGACUCUAACGAACUUAUCCCGCGAACAAGUGAGCAAGCACGGCUGCUUGGCGUGGACUUUUUCUCUGUCUUUUCGCGUGGCUCACAAUUCAAAGUCGAGUCUCUGAUGUUCCGCAUUGCAAAACCGGAGAAUUUCAUCUUGAUAUCACCAAGCAGAAAGCAGGUAGCCCAACAGAAUGCUCUUGAAUGCCUACCUUUAGUGAUGGAACCUCAAAGUGACUUCUACCCGAGUCCAUUACUUGUGUUGGACUUUCAAUCAUUGUACCCAAGCAUCAUCAUCGCCUAUAAUUAUUGCUAUUCAACCUUUCUUGGACGACUUGUUGAUUGGCGUGGUCGAAAUAAGAUGGGCUUUAUUGACUACGAGAGAGAGCCCCGAUUACUUGAAUUAUUGAAAGACCAAGUUAAUAUCGCUCCUAAUGGUAUGAUGUAUUCCAAGCCUAAUAUACGCAAAUCAUUGAUCGCUCGUAUGUUGAGCGAGAUUUUGGAGACGCGCGUCAUGGUCAAAGGUGGCAUGAAGGCGGACAAAGAUGACAAGACCCUGCAACGACUACUCAACCAUCGGCAAUUAGCGCUCAAAAUGAUUGCUAAUGUCACUUAUGGCUAUACCUCUGCAUCUUUUUCUGGACGAAUGCCGUGCUCAGAGAUUGCCGAUAGUAUUGUUCAGACCGCACGUGAAACUUUGGAGAGGGCAAUUGCAUUCAUUCACUCUGUUCAACGAUGGGAUGCUGAAGUCGUGUACGGUGAUACUGACAGUUUGUUUAUUUACUUGAAAGGCCGAACGCGUGACGAGGCGUUCACUAUCGGUGAAGAGAUCUCGAAAGCAGUUACCAAGAUGAACCCACGUCCGAUCAAACUCAAGUUCGAGAAAGUCUAUCACCCAUGUGUCCUUCUAGCAAAAAAGCGGUAUGUCGGAUUCAAAUAUGAGCAUCGGGAUCAGGUUGAACCCGAGUUUGAUGCGAAAGGAAUCGAGACUGUACGACGCGAUGGUACUCCCGCUGAACAGAAAAUCGAGGAAAAGGCACUCCAAAUUCUAUUCAAAACUGCAGACCUUAGUCAAGUCAAGAGCUAUUUCCAAAACCAGUGCUCAAAGAUCAUGCAAAGCAGAGUCUCUAUUCAAGAUUUUUGCUUUGCCCGAGAAGUCAAAUUAGGGACGUAUAGCGAGAAGGGCACCAUACCUGCUGGAGCCCUGAUCAGCACAAAAAAGAUGAUGAAGGACCAUCGACAGGAACCUCAAUAUGGAGAACGUGUUCCAUAUGUUGUUGUAAGUGGUGCUCCCGGGUCAAGACUGAUUGAUCGCUGCGUCGCCCCCGAAGUAUUGCUCGAUAAUGCACAUCUCGAGUUGGACGCAGAAUAUUACAUUACCAAAAAUCUCAUUCCCCGCUGGAAAGAAUUUUCAAUCUUGUAG